This is a messenger RNA of Morchella importuna, 1578 nucleotides long. RefSeq lists its product as uncharacterized. The coding region runs from base 1 to 1578 and encodes 525 amino acids. Gene Ontology annotation, biological process: carbohydrate metabolic process. The transcript is spliced from 4 exons. NCBI's taxonomy places the organism in Eukaryota, Fungi, Ascomycota, Pezizomycetes, Pezizales, Morchellaceae. The record is from RefSeq and is a predicted model, not a curated record.
AUGGUUCUCCUAGGCUCGACCCUCGUUCUGGGCAUCCUCUGGAGCAACAGUGCCAGCGCCGCAGAAAUCAACCGUCGCUCCCCCCAGGCCCAGUCAUACAUGCGCCGCGGCGCCUGCCCGGACUACAAGGACUACGCGACAGUGCGGCAUCCGCCUUACACAACCGGAACGUACCAGUUGCCGUUCCAGCGGCCAGCGCAGGAGUGUAGGCUGUUUACGAGCGAUGCGGUGGAGGAUGUUAUUUCUACGAUGACGGCAAACAUGGUGGAUCCGGACAUGGCACGGCUAUUUGAGAACUGCUUUCCAAAUACGCUAGAUACGACGGUGCGAUGGCAUGUGGACUCGGAUAAGCAGGAAGAGCGUCAGAGCUUCAUUGUUACCGGGGAUAUCAAUGCGCAGUGGCUGAGGGAUAGCACGAACCAGCUGUCGCAGUAUAUGGUGCUUGUGGGCAAGGAUGCGAAGCUAAAGGCGUUAAUAGAGGGCGCGAUUAAUACACAGGCGGAUUUUAUAUUACAGAGUCCAUACUGCAAUGCAUUCCAGCCGCCGAAAGCUUCUGGACUAGCACCAACCUCUAACGGGCAAGCUGAUACCGUCCACCCCACAUACGACCCCGACGUUGUCUUUGAAUGCAAAUAUGAGCUCGACUCUCUUGCUUCCUUCCUCUCCCUCGGCAAUCAAUACCACGCCGCCACGCAGUCCACCACGCACAUCACCGCGCGUUGGAUCUUGGCCCUCAAAAACGUUCUCAACCUCAUCUCCGAGCAGCGCACCUCCACCUUCGCAGCCGAUGGCUCCAUUCAGAACCAAGUCUACACCUUCACACGUACAACCACCCGUGGUACCGAGACCCUCAACCUCGACGGCAUCGGCAAUCCGCUCGCCGCAAAUACCUCCCUCGUCCGCUCCGCCUUCCGCCCCAGCGAUGACGCCGCAAUAAUGCAGUACUUCAUCCCUGGUAACGCUUUUAUGGCCGUGGAGCUUCAACGCACUGCGGCGGCCCUCACCGCUGCCUCGCAGUCCGACCUCGCCGCAGAGGUCUUGGCCCUCGGGAAAGAGAUCGAGGCCGGCGUGUGGAAAUACGGUGUCGUGCAGCACCCGGUAUUUGGAAAGGUGUUUGCUUACGAGGUGGACGGGUAUGGCUCAAACAUCAUCAUGGAUGACGCCAACCUGCCGUCGUUGCUGGCCCUGCCGCUCCUGGGCUUCGUCGAUGUUGAUAACGAGGUGUACAAGAACACACGGAAGAUGAUACUCAGUCCUCAGGGAAACCCCUACUAUCUUGUUGGCAGCAAGUUCAGCGGCAUCGGAGGCCCACAUAUCGGUAUCACGCAUGCAUGGCCCAUCAGUUUGCUGGUCCAGGCCAUGACGAGCAGCGACGACGCGGAGAUCAAGAGUCUUCUGAACGCGGUAGUGGCGGCGAGCCCGUUGGGGCUGGUGCAUGAGAGUGUUAAUGUGCAGCGGACAGAGGACUAUACCCGGAGUUGGUUUGCGUGGGCAAACUCGGUAUUCGCGCAGACGAUCCUGGAUAUUGCGAAGCGGAAGCCGGACUUGAUAUUUAAGAAGACGGAGAAGAAGGCUUAG